This is a messenger RNA of Racocetra fulgida, 1319 nucleotides long. NCBI's taxonomy places the organism in Eukaryota, Fungi, Glomeromycota, Glomeromycetes, Diversisporales, Gigasporaceae. The record is from the annotation of a GenBank genome assembly.
AAACAGAAAUUUCUAACCUUAGAGAUUUUGGAUAUUGGUAUAUACAAAUUGCUACAGCAAAACUUCCUGAAAAAAUGACGAGUGAACUUAAUAAACUGAGAAAAGAAAAACUUGAUCAUCUUGUUAACUAUAUUAAUGAUUAUAACACAAUGCAAACCGAUAUUGAAAAUGAAACCGAUCUUGGAAAAUUAGAGAAUUUUUGGCCAAAUCAAAUAAGCAGUUCAAAUUUCACACCGGAAGAUAAAAAUAAUCUGAAUAAAGCCAGAGAAAAUAGAAUUAAUGAACUGAAAAAAACACAAACCGAUGAAACAUAUGAUAAAAUCCGACAAAGUAUAUCCAGAGAAACAGAUACUGAUAAAUUGAUUAAUAAUGGAUUCUGGUACAAUCAAAUACUAAGAAAUAAAAAUUUAACCGAAGAUCAAAAAGUUAAACUGAAUAGAGAUAGAAUCGAUAAAUUAAAAGAAUUAUCUGAUAAAUACUAUGACCAAAUCAGUAAAGAUAUUCAAAGUGUCGAGGAUUACAGACAACUUAACGAUGCUGGUCCGAUUGAUCGUAGAAUCAGACGAUUAAAUGAUGCGAACCUUAGUAAUGGAAGAAAAACCGAGAUAUUACAACAAGAAAGGCGUGGCCGUCUCGAUCUAUUCUUAAAAGAAAAAGCGUUAAGUGAUUAUGAUACUUACAACAAACAAAUUGAUAAUUAUUACAGUUGGCAAUGGGUUCAUCUAUUAACAAAUGAUAGUCCGUUGACAAAUAAUAUAAUGAACCUGAAUCAGACUUUAUUAUCUCCAGAAAAGGAUAAAAAUGUUCUUAUCGAACUUAGAAAAUUUAAAUACUAUAAUUUACUUUACGAUCUUAUAAAAAAAAACAUGGAAGAAGACACUGAUAAAAAUCAAUUUGCAGAUAAUGGAACGUAUGAUAUUUUGAUUCAAGGACUUGAUCAAAAUUACUUAAAACCACCAAAAUCUGUAGAUGAACUACAAAAAUUGAGAAAAGAAUUAGGAUCGAAAUUACAACCAUCAACAAAUAGAAAUAAAAACAACCCUAAAAACUUUUACGAAGCUCUUGAUUCAUUGGUAGGAACAUUCCAAGCGAAAAGAAUGAUCAAAGACUAUAUUUUAGAUGAGAAUGAUAUCAGCAUAUUAAAAAAUGAUGAGUAUUUUGAUCACAGAAUAGAACUACUAGAUGAUAAAAAUAAAAAAAUUCUCUUAAAUCUUCGAAACAAAAUCGUAGAAGUCUAUAAAAAAAAAGAUUUGUUAAAUAAAGAAAAGAUAAAAAAAAAAAUAUCCUUGAUAACAAUCAAAGAUAUAGAUGAUGAUUUU